Messenger RNA from Zeugodacus cucurbitae (melon fly), 1212 nucleotides. RefSeq names its product elongation of very long chain fatty acids protein 4. The record is from RefSeq and is a predicted model, not a curated record. Bases 297 to 1094 code for a protein of 265 amino acids. Lineage: Eukaryota; Metazoa; Arthropoda; Insecta; Diptera; Tephritidae. The transcript has 5 exons. Gene Ontology annotation, molecular function: fatty acid elongase activity. Gene Ontology annotation, cellular component: endoplasmic reticulum membrane. Gene Ontology annotation, biological process: sphingolipid biosynthetic process; fatty acid elongation, polyunsaturated fatty acid; very long-chain fatty acid biosynthetic process.
CUUCUAGUAUUUCCUUUAUAAAAUAUACACGCAGUAGGCGCUUGGCUUUUCUUCCCGUCCAAGCGCUACUUUGAGUUCUUGAAACGCACAGGUUUCAUUUAUUCUCCACUUAGUAAAGACAGUUUAACGCGUUUCGUUGGCUUUAGCGCGUCUUACACAUUACUGUUAAAAGAUAGAAGCACUUAAAGCCACAAGGAUAAUAAGAAAGGAUUUGUAUAGUGCAGCGUUGUGGUGGAAUAUAUUUUAUUUAAUCAUUUUAUUUUUUGAACGGAACAGUAUUUUUGUGUGCUUGUGAAAUGGAUGUUUUACAGAAUGCCAACGAAGUGGAUUAUAGCUACACCUCAAAAGAGCUCGAUGAGUGGUUUGGUUUGGGUACGCCAACCUUCAUAUUUGCGACAUUGUUGGCAUAUCUGCUGUUAAUUUAUAAAAUAUUGCCCUAUUAUAUGAAGGAUCGUGAGCCCUAUCAACUAAAGAGCUAUAUUGUCGUGUACAAUACAAUGCAAAUGCUCUCCUGCAUCUAUAUUAUCACUGGGAUUCUACGCAUAACCUCAACAAGCGUUUUUCGUUUCUGGGUGUGCACCACAUUAGAUUCGAACACUUAUACCGAAUAUCUGUUUAACCGCGUCACAUACUUCACAUUUUGGCUAAAGAUUAGUGAGUUGUCGGAAACGAUUGUAUUCGUACUGCGUAAAAAACAGAAUCAGGUGUCUUAUCUGCAUGUAUUUCAUCACUGCUCAACUGUAACGUUGAUCUAUCUGCUACUGACGGAUUAUAGAGGAUUGUCAGCUUUGUAUCCGAUUUUGCUCAAUUCCAUUGUGCAUGUGAUUAUGUAUGCGUACUACUUGGCAGCAGCUGUGUGUGAUGCGGAAACUAUAAAGCGUUUGACUCCAAUCAAGAAAUCGAUUACAACUAUUCAAAUGAUACAAUUCGUAAUGAUUCUUACACAAGCGUUCAUUUUGGUACACUGUGGCAUAUCAAAGUUUGUUGUAACUUACUAUGCUAUCGUUGUGGUUGUUAUAUUCUAUGGCUUUUAUGAUUUCUACAAGAAAUCAUAUCAAGCAAAUAAUGCUAGAAUUAGUAAUAAGAGUAGUUAACAAUUUAUUGUAUUCAUAAUUGUUUUUUACUUAAAAUUCAUUUAAUGCUUUUGAAUACUCUGCAUUUAAUUAAAUGGUCUUGAAAAUUGUUAAGAUAAAAUUAUAUUUAAAAUAUGUA